Messenger RNA from Heteronotia binoei (common prickly gecko), 1059 nucleotides. RefSeq names its product chromosome 2 C1orf146 homolog (gene C2H1orf146). The coding region runs from base 100 to 645 and encodes 181 amino acids. NCBI's taxonomy places the organism in Eukaryota, Metazoa, Chordata, Lepidosauria, Squamata, Gekkonidae. The record is from RefSeq and is a predicted model, not a curated record. Gene Ontology annotation, cellular component: chromosome. Gene Ontology annotation, biological process: reciprocal meiotic recombination; synaptonemal complex assembly. The transcript has 6 exons.
CAUGUACCUCUAGAGUUCCGGCAAGUUUAGAAACCUGCAAACAGGUAACAUUCCUUGAGCCUUUCAGAAGAGGGUGGCUGGGGUUUUAUUGCGGACAAAAUGGCUGAAAGUGAUGGACAAGAAAGUGCACGAUGGAUUACAACGGUAAUCAUGAGUUCCUCACUUCAGGGUCAUGACAUUUCAGCCUCUCUACAAAACCAGCAACAUCGGAUUCGGUAUUCAGAUUCAGUGGAAAUUGGAUCAGUUAUUUUCUCCCUUUCAGGUGUUGCAUUUUUAUUGGCCGAUGUUCAAGACUUGUUUCUCACAAAUACAGAACCAUUCUUUGACAGAAUAAAGAAGUUCAUGACCAUUCAUAGAAAUGGAUUUUUGUUGUUGUCAGCUGCCCUUCACGGAUCAAAAGAAUGGGAUGUAAUGUUCAGAGUUCAGCAGAGAUUCCUGGGCAGCAAUUUACGAAUAAUUCCCGUCCACAAUAGUGCUGAAGCUGUUAAACUUAUGCUGACUAUUGCAAAGACCACUUCAAAACCAUACUUGGACAGCAUUCGCUAUAGAACGCUAAUGGCAAAAACACAGAUUGUAGAACAAAGUCCAGUUUGGAAAAUGCUUCAUCAGAGCCAACUUGAUUGCAGCUUAUUAAACACUAGUUAAAGUUUUAUUAUUUAUUUGCAACAUAUCUUUGCUUUUAUUUAUUUGCAAUGUAUCUUAAUUUCAUGUUUCAAAAAAUGCACUUCAAAGGAAUCCAGAAUGUUUCCUAUAUAAAAACUAAAGACACAUUAGAGUUUGUUUAAAGUUUUAUUUGUCUUUUGGCAUUUAAGAACAUGAACAAUGAAUACUGAGUAUAUUUAAGCUCUGAGUGGAAACUGGCAACCGGAUAGUCACAGAAGUAACAUUGUGAAAGAACAUUCAUUAUUCAAGUGCACAGACGAGUAACAUGUACAUGAUUACCAGGAGGCAGUUUAUAGCAAAAUAGUUGUUUAUGCAUCUGUAUUUCAACUUCUGUAAGAAUAACAUUUGUUGACAUUUCCCUCAUGAACGGAAAUAAACAUCUCUUUUGUAUUCAAG